AUGACAGCCGCACCCCCGAAAACAGGCGUACAGCCGCACCCCCCGAAAAAACAUACAACAGCCGCAACCCCCGGGAAAACAGCGGACGCCGAACACCCAGAAAACAGGGACAGCCGCACACCCGAAAACAGAGAACAGCCGCACCCCGGGAAAACAGCGGACAGCCGCACCCCGAAAACAGCGGACAGCCGCACCCCGAAAACAGCGGAACACCGCACCCGAAAACAUAAAUACAGCCGUCCACCCCCGAAAACAGCGGAAGCCGCACCCCGAAACAGAGAACAGCCGCACGCCAAUAACAGCCGGAAAGCCGCAGCCCGAAAAGAGCGGCACCCGCACCCACCGAAAACAGAGAACAGCCGACACCCCGAAAACAGCGGACAGCCGCACCCCGCCCCGACCGAAAAACAGCCGUAA
Pecten maximus is the source of this 417-nucleotide messenger RNA. RefSeq names its product circumsporozoite protein-like. The transcript has a single exon. The record is from RefSeq and is a predicted model, not a curated record. Bases 1 to 417 code for a protein of 138 amino acids. NCBI's taxonomy places the organism in Eukaryota, Metazoa, Mollusca, Bivalvia, Pectinida, Pectinidae.